Gasterosteus aculeatus aculeatus (three-spined stickleback) is the source of this 6179-nucleotide messenger RNA. The record is from RefSeq and is a predicted model, not a curated record. NCBI's taxonomy places the organism in Eukaryota, Metazoa, Chordata, Actinopteri, Perciformes, Gasterosteidae.
UUCAUAUGUGUGUGCAGAAACCCUCGGUCAGGUAAGGCGGAGGUGCAGGAGGAGGGUGGACGGAGGAUAAAAGGCGGGUGACAGCCUUCAUUCACUGCAGAUCAGUCAGGAGGAUGAGUAGGACGAUGUGGUGGCUGGUGGCCUCUGUGGCCUCGACCCUCCUCACUUGCCUGGCUAAUGGAGCUCCAUUGAAGGUGAUGUCAGCCCCCAACUUGUUGCGUGUAGGUACAGCAGAACAAAUCUUUGUGGAGUGUCAAGACUGCACUGGAGGAGACAUCAACGUCGUCAUCAGCGUGUGGAGCCAUCCAACCAAAAACAGAGAGCUGGCUAACAUAGCUGUGACACUCAAUGCUGGUAAUCAUUUCCAGCAGCUUGGACGAAUAACGAUCCCUGCUGGAGACUUCAGUAGGGAGGCCAGCACGAAGCACUAUGUGUACCUAAAAGCUCAGUUUCCUGACCGAGUGCUGGAGAAAGUGGUCAUGCUGUCCUUCCAGUCUGGGUACAUCUUCAUACAGACUGAUAAGACCCUCUACACCCCAAAAGACAAAAUUCUUUACAGGAUGUUUGCUGUGACGCCUCGUAUGGAGCCAGUGGGUGCGGAUGCUCAAAACCAACCUCAAGUUUCUAUUUCCAUCGAAAUUGUGACCCCCGAAGGUGUCAUUGUACCACGUGAUCCAGUCAGUUUAAUAUCCGGAAUCCACUCUGGGGAUUACCAACUUCCGGAAAUUGCUAGUCCUGGACUGUGGAAGGUGGUGACAAGGUUCCACAGCAACCCUCAUCAAAGCUAUUCUGCAGAGUUUGAGGUCAAAGAAUACGUGCUGCCCAGCUUUGAAGUUAAACUGAAACCUACGAGUUCCUUCUUCUACGUAGACAGUGAAGAGUUCACCGUCAACAUCGAGGCUAAGUAUCUGUUUGAUGAAUGGGUGGAUGGGACCGCCUUCGUGGUAUUUGGGGUCAUUCAAGAGGAUCAAAAGCAAAGCUUCCCAAGUUCUCUUCAGAGAGUGCCGAUCACGAGAGGUCAUGGAGAGGUCACACUGAAGAGAGAGCAUAUCACAAACACUUUCCCAGAGAUCCUUGACCUGGUGGGGACAUCCAUGUUUGUGGCCGUCAGUGUGCUGACGGACAGCGGUGGUGAAAUGGUGGAGGCAGAGUUGAGAAACAUCCAGAUUGUCCAAUCACCUUACACCAUUCUCUUCAAGAAAACUCCCAAAUAUUUCAAACCUGGAAUGUCCUUUGAUGUUAUGGUUGAAGUCGAGAAUCCUGACGGCAGUCCGGCAAAAGGCGUGAAAGUGGUUGUGGAACCAGGUUCGGAGGAGAGCUCCACCGGGGACAAUGGCCUGGCAAAGCUUACUGUCAAUACAAAGGCAGAGACCCCAAACCUGCAAAUCACCGCAAAGACCAGUGAUCCUGCUAUUAGGCCUGACAGACAAGCAUCAGCCUCCAUGGAGGCUCUCGCAUAUACAACAAACAGCAAAAGCUAUAUCCACAUAAGUGUUGAUGCCGCUGAGCCAAAGUUAAAAGAUAACAUGAAGAUCAGCCUUAAUCUCGAGCGGCAGGAAACACACAACACUGAUAUCACAAUCCUGAUCUUGAGCAGAGGUCAGCUGGUGAGCUUUCGUCGUCACAAGAUAGAAGGUCAAACCCUUAUUUCCCUGAUUGUUUCUAUCACCAAAGAAAUGCUCCCGUCGUUCCGCAUCGUAGCCUACUACCAUACAAACGCCAAUGAAGUGGUGUCAGACUCUGUUUGGGUGGAUGUUAAGGACUCCUGCAUGGGCUCGCUGAAGCUUGAACCAACAACACCCCGAUACUCCUAUGAGCCCGGCAGGUCGUUUGUCCUGAAGGUCACAGGAGAUCCAGAAGCCAAAGUUGGACUGUUGGCGGUCGACAGAGGCGUCUACGUCCUCAACAAUAAGCACCGUCUCACCCAGAAAAAGGUGUGGGACAUUGUAGCGAAGUACGACACAGGCUGCACACCAGGUGGAGGAAAGGACGGUAUGGGUGUGUUUUACGAUGCUGGGCUGAUGUUUGAGUCCAGCGCGGCGUCUGGGACUCCCUACAGACAAGAAUUGAAAUGUCCGACCCCCAGCAGGAGGAAACGAGCCACUACUAUCGCGGAGGUCACAACCAGCUUACUGAGUCAAUAUAAAAACAACCAGCUGCAGCGUACCUGUUGUUUGGAUGGCAUGAAGGAAACCCUUCUCAGCUACACGUGUGAGAGGCGCAGCGAGUACAUCAAUGAUGGAGAAGCUUGUGUCACAGCGUUCCUGCGCUGCUGCAAGGAGAUGGAAACCCAGCGAGCUGAGAGGAAGGAGGACAGCCUGCUACUGGCUCGCAGUGAGGAGAAUGACAACAGUUACAUGGACAGCAACUACAUUGUUUCUCGCAGCAAGUUCCCUGAAAGUUGGCUGUGGUUAGACAUCGACCUGCCUGCUUGUCCUAAUCAAACACCUAAUUGUGAGACCACAUCAGUCACAAAAAACGUUGCUUUGCAAGACUCAAUCACAACCUGGGAGUUGACUGGCAUUAGUCUGUCAAAAACUCACGGAAUCUGUAUUGGCGAUCCGUUGGCGGUAAUUGUUCGGAAAGAAUUCUUCAUUGAUCUGAGGCUGCCGUACUCUGCUGUCACUGGAGAGCAGCUGGAAGUCAAGGCAAUCCUCCACAACUACAGCCCCGAUAUCAUCACCGUGCGUGUGGAUCUGAUUGAGGCGGCGCAUCUGUGCAGCGCAGCCUAUAAACGUGGAAAGUAUCGUCAGGAGGUCAGAAUAGGACCACAAACUACACGCUCUGUGCCGUUUGUUGUUAUUCCUAUGAAAGAAGGAGAACACCGCAUGGAGGUCAAAGCAGCUGUGAAAGAUUCGUCGCUGCAUGAUGGAAUCUGGAAGAAUUUGCGGGUGGUGCCUCGAGGUGAACUGGUUACGUCUCCUCAAAGUGUAACUCUUGACCCCUCUAAAAAUGGAAUUGCUGGUAAACAAGAAGAAACUCUCAACAGUAGAAUUCCUGAGGCAGAUUUGAUUCCGGGCACACCGACUAUCACACAGGUCUCUGUGACAGGGAGAGAACAAAUUUCCACAAUAGUGAGCGCCGUUGGCGGGUCCUCUAUGGAUAGUCUGAUCCAACAACCCUCAGGCUGUGGAGAGCAGAACAUGAUAAAAAUGACCCUACCUGUCAUUGCAACAACUUAUUUGGACAGAACCAACCAGUGGGAAACUGUGGGCUUUGACCAACGUAACAAAGCUCUCGAACACAUCAAGACCGGCUACCAGAACGAGCUAAUUUACCUUAAAGGUGAUGGGUCUUUUGCUGUGUUCACCGGCGAACAAAUAAGUGGCACCUGGCUGACAGCCUACGUUGCCAAGGUGUUUUCCAUGGCCUACAGUCUGGUGUCUAUGCGAAAGAAUCACAUCUGUGACGCUAUAAAGUAUCUGAUUCUCAAUACGCAGCAACCUGAUGGCGUGUUUGUAGAAAAAGGGCGUGUGGUCAUGGGAGAGAUGAUUGGGGAUGUUCGCGGCAAAGAUUCAGAUGCCUCCAUGACGGCCUUCUGCCUCAUUGCCAUGCAGGAGUCACGCGCGCUAUGUGGUGACACUGUUAAUACUGCAGGCAGUAUAAACAAUGCAGUAACCUACCUGGAAAGACGUCUGCCCAACCUCGUCAACCCAUAUGCUGUUGCCAUGACGUCAUAUGCUCUGGCAAAUGAAGGCAAACUGAACCAUCAGAUCCUCUACAACUUUGUAUCCCCCGAGCGAAACCACUGGCAAACCUCUGGUGGAGGUGUUCACACUCUGGAGGCCACAGCUUAUGCUCUGCUUGCUCUGGUCAAAGCCGAGAAAUUUGAAGAUGCCAAACCUGUUGUGAGAUGGUUCAACGAGCAGCAGAGAUAUCACGGAGGCUAUGGAUCAACUCAGGCGACCAUAAUGGUGUACCAGGCAAUAGCAGAGUACUGGGCCGGCUCUAAAGAACCAGAGUACAGUCUGGAUGUGGACAUUCUUUUUGAGGGUAGGACAAAUGCCGACCCAUUCAAGUUCACCAGGGAAAAUUACUACACCACCAGAACAUCUAAAUCCGUUAGCAUAAACCAGAAUGUUACAGUGACUGCCACCGGUUCAGGAGAAGCAACAAUAAGGAUGGUGUCGCUGUAUUACACUCGGCCUAAAGAAAAGGAGAGCGACUGUCAGAAGUUUAACUUGUCCGUGCAGCUCCUCCCAGAGAAAAUGGAUGUGGACCCAAAGGUUUACAAGCUGAAAAUAGAGGUUUUGUAUAAGGACACCGAGCGUGAUGCAACCAUGUCAAUCUUGGAUAUUGGCUUGCUAACCGGCUUCACUGCUGACAUAAAUGACUUGAACCGACUGUCCAAAGGACCUGCUCGCACUAUUGCAAACUAUGAGAUGAACACAGUUCUGUCAGAUAGAGGCUCACUCAUCAUCUACCUGAACAAGGUUUCUCACACGCUGCCUGAGGAGAUCACUUUUAGGGUCCAUCAGACGAUGAAAGCAGCUGCCCUUCAACCAGCUGCUGUGUCUGUUUACGAUUACUAUGACGAAAAACGUUGUGUGAAAUUCUACCAUCCAGAGAGGGAAGCUGGCAUGUUAACACGGCUCUGUAAAAAGGACCAAGAUGAGUGCACAUGUGCUGAAGAGAAUUGCAGUAUGCAGAAGAAGGACCAAGUCAGCAAUGAUCAGCGCACAGAAAAGAUAUGUGAGACUGAAGUUAACAACCAAAUAGAUUUUGCGUACAAAGUGAAAGUGGAACUGUCUGAAGAAGAUCCGUCCAUUGAUGUGAACACUGUGCGAGUUCUGAAAACCAUCAAAGAAGGAAGCAAGGACGUGCGUCCUGUGAAUAAACUGCGCACAUUCAUCAGUCUUCCGCAUUGCAGGGAGUCGUUGGAUUUGAGAUUAGGCAAAACGUACCUUAUCAUGGGCUCAUCCCGAGAUAUCACAGCAAAGGAAAAUGACCAAUCGUUUCAGUAUUUUCUUGGAGGGAGAACCUGGAUUGAGUAUUGGCCCACAAACGCAGAGUGUCAAAAGGAUGAAUACAGACCUACCUGUGCGGGCAUUGAAAAUAUGGUCGACCAGUACGAAACGUUUGGGUGUCAGCAGUAGUGAAACUAAACAAAAUAAUGUUUUUCAAAUUAUUUGUGUUGGAAUUUGACCCUUUUAUGUAAAUCUUUCCAGAUUAUGAAAUCUAUUAGGGCCAACAAUGUUGCACUGUAUUAAUUAAAAUUGGAUGGACUCAAUAUUUCUUGCUGUCAUCUUCACAGAUUAAAGUUACUGUUACUUACUGUAAUGUUGGUUGUUGCGAUAAACGAUGAUGUCAACUUGUAGAAGUUGACAAGUAGAAGUUUGACUAUAUUGAGCGAGCUCAGUUGGGUGAUAUGUAUCAGGGGCCGUUUAGGACCUAACUACUGAGACACUGUCAUGCACACUACUGAGACGCGUAAGAGUGUCUCAGUAGUUAAGUCCUAAACGGCCCUUCAUUGAUAUGGGGUCAGAUUAGUCUUAAUAAUUGCAAAUGCACACAGAACGACUCACAAAUGCAAACAGGAAUGUUCACAAAUGCGCACAGAUUAAUAAAAAAAUGUAUUCGAUUCACAAAUGCACACAGAAGGAUUUACAAAUACAUUUCAAUGCACACAGAUGGAUACAUUAUGAUUCAUAUUUGCAGAUCACAGUGCAUUUAUUUGCGGAGAGCUUUACAUUUGUGUGUGGGUUUUUUGCGACUUGUCUUGCGUUGCAGAUCCACAAAUGUGUUUUUUUUUUUCAACAUGGACCGAUCUGUAGCCAAUCACAUGAGCGCGGCUCCCUCCUCCCCAUGUGACUUUCAGCGAUACAUCGCCUGCACUGUAUCGCUGAAAGUCAAGUGAAACAUUAUUAAUGUAGCAAUCCUUGUUGUAAGACAUGACAUGUUCUUGAACAAUUAAUUAUUAGUUUUGAUACGUUGGCGGAGUAAAUUCCGGGUGGAACAUCUUCUGGUCUUGAAGUGGCUGGGGAGCUUCAAUUUGAAGAAGCAGGUGAAUUGGGAUUACGACCUCAACCACGAGCUUUUUCCUCCAGCAGCUCCCUCCAAACCCAGAACCUCAUGAGGUCACGGAGCACCUCCGCUGAUGGAAGAGAGAAUGUUAUGCAUGCAACACCUCAAAUGCAUUUAUUUGAAAUGUGAGCUUGCCAAUAUAUCAUAAAACAUCA